Molecule: messenger RNA, 1489 nt
Organism: Hibiscus syriacus
Lineage: Eukaryota; Viridiplantae; Streptophyta; Magnoliopsida; Malvales; Malvaceae
Product: protein PIN-LIKES 1-like
Exons: 10
Coding region: 51-1229 (392 amino acids)
Biological process (GO): endoplasmic reticulum to cytosol auxin transport
Cellular component (GO): membrane
Source: RefSeq, a predicted model, not a curated record
GCGAAAGGAAAAGCAUCAAACAGCUGCAAACUGGUUAGCUUACUCAAAAAAUGGGGUUUAUGGAUCUGUUCAUUGUGGCUUUAAUGCCAGUUCUAAAGGUAAUAUUGAUUACUGGUCUUGGUUUGUUUCUUGCUUUGGAUCGCAUAAAUCUAUUGGGACUAGGGGCAAGGCACCAUCUCAACAAUCUUGUAUUCUAUGUGUUAGGUCCUGCAUUUGUGGGCAGCAGCUUGGCUGAAACCGUCACUUUCCAAAGCUUUCUUAACUUGUGGUUCAUGCCGGUGAAUAUUUUUAUAACAUACAUCAUUGGCUCAGCACUGGCUUGGGUUCUCAUAAGAAUCACCAAAACACCUAAACACCUCCAGGGAAUGGUCAUUGGUUGCUGUUCUGGAGGAAAUAUGGGGAAUUUGCUUCUUAUUUUGAUUCCAGCCAUCUGCAAGGAGUCCAACAAUCCGUUCGGAGAUUCAUCUAUUUGCUCUACAAAUGCUGAGGCUUAUGCUUCACUAUCUAUGGCGAUAGGAGCCGUUUUCAUGUGGUCGUACGUGUACAGCAUCAUGCGCAUGUAUGCAAGUGAAGGCACCUCUAACACUGUUUCAGAGACUUGUAAAGAAGCUUUACUACCUUCAACAAGUUGCGAAUAUUAUUCUACUCAAGAUGGACUGCCUCUAACCACCUAUGGGGCAGGGAAAAAGAUAAUUCUGCAUAUUAAGAUGAUUAUGGGAAAGAUCGACCUGAAGAAGGUGUUUGCACCUACGGCGACUGCAGCGAUUGUCGGGUUUAUCGUUGGGAUCGUCCCUCCAUUCCGGAGGCUAAUGAUCGGUGAUAGUGCUCCUCUUCGUGUAAUCGGUACUUCUGCAUAUUUGUUGGGGGAGGCAGCAAUUCCAUGUUUGACAUUGAUACUAGGGGCAAACCUUCUUAGAGGUUUGAAUGGAUCAGAAGUUAGCCAUAUUGUGGUUAUAGGGAUUAUAGUAGUGAGGAACAUAGCGAUGCCUCUGUUGGGGAUAUGUGUUGUGAAUGCAGCACACCAUUUGGGAAUGGUUACGACGGAUUCGUUAUAUCGGUUCGUUUUGAUGCUUCAGUAUACGGUUCCACCCGCAACUGCCGUAGGUACGAUAUCGGAGUUUUUGCAGCUGGGACAGGGUGAAAGUUCAGUGAUUAUGCUAUGGACAUAUGCAGUGGCUUCAAUCUCCCUCACACUUUGGUCAACCAUAUUCAUGUGGCUUCUUGCUUGAUAUUUUUGUUCAAACAAGUGCCUAAUAGCCCAAUAUGUUGAUUUAGAUCAUGGAAAGGCGUCGUCGUGUGCCAGAAGCUUGGUGAUGCAUCAGUGGUAAAGAUCAUUGACCUUGAAGAUUAGAAUUAAACCCUAACAAUAAGAAUGUACAACAUAAAACCUUAUGCAUGGCUUCGCGGCCUCGUAUACAAGUUAGCCAUGAUGAAAUAAACCGUAGCUUUAUAAAUAUACUGUCAAGUUAUCUACGCUUGAUGUGUAUAC